Micropterus salmoides (largemouth bass) is the source of this 5113-nucleotide messenger RNA. RefSeq names its product WASH complex subunit 2C (gene washc2c). Lineage: Eukaryota; Metazoa; Chordata; Actinopteri; Centrarchiformes; Centrarchidae. Gene Ontology annotation, biological process: retrograde transport, endosome to Golgi; protein localization to endosome. Gene Ontology annotation, molecular function: phosphatidylinositol phosphate binding; retromer complex binding. The record is from RefSeq and is a predicted model, not a curated record. The transcript is spliced from 29 exons. Bases 157 to 4554 code for a protein of 1465 amino acids. Gene Ontology annotation, cellular component: WASH complex; early endosome.
AACGAUAGUCAGGUGACUGUCUGCAGACAGAACAUGGCUGACCUGUCAGAAGACCAAUGAGGGAAAGGCCAAAUUUAGCAUAAUCGAUCUUAUUUUUUACGUCGUUUCUCACCACGGUUGACCGUCGUGGGCAGCAGUUAACCAGAGGUAUUCAAGAUGAGCGGGUUGCCGGAGGGUAUAGCAAAUGGCCCAAGCAGAAGUGAACAUUUAGAGAAAGAUGCUCAAAUUUGGGAAAGACCCUGGACUCUUGAAGAGAUGCGGCAGAACAGUGCCAACUGGUCCUUGGCAGCUGACUCGGGGCUCUUCCUGUUCCUCCAAGACUUCUCCCAGAGAAUGCUGUCAAAGACACAUGAGAUUGAAAAGCAGUUGGACAGUCUGAUCCGUGACACCAAGGCCACAGACAGCUGCUUACACUCUGUCUUUAAUGACUUUCUCAUGCUUUCCAAUACGCAGUUUAUAGAAAAUAGAGUGUAUGAUGAAGAGGUAGAAGAGGCUAUUCCCAAGGCUGAUGUUUUGGAGAAGCAGCCUGAGCAGGAGAAGACUCGAGAGCAGAAAGAGGCCGAGCUGAUCCCUAAGAUGCAGGAAGCUGUAAACUACGGUCUGAGAGUUCUGGAGUCGGCCUUUGAGCAUCUGGACAUCAAAGCAGGAAACUCUGACUCAGAGGACGAAGAGGUCGCAGACAAAGUGGAAGCCAUCCUGGAGCCUAAGGAUCUAUAUGUGGACAGGCCACUUCCAUAUCUCAUUGGUUCGCAGGCCUUCAUGGAACAAGAUGAUGUUGGACUUGGUGACCUCUCAAGUGACGAAAUGUCCGUUGACAGUGACAGUGACCGAGACAGUGUCAUUGAGAGCGAAGAUGGCAAAGAACAAGUUCAUUCAGAUGAGGACUUUGAUCAGGAGGAGGACGAAGGUCACAAUAACAUUAAGAAGAAAUCAUCCAUGUUGAGUUAUGAGGAUGAUGAAGAGGAGGAGGAGGAGGAUUCUGACAUAUUUGGAGAAUCAGACAGGGAUGAUGACGACGACUCAAAGAACACAGGCCCAUCGUCUUUUGCCGAUGAGCUGGCGGCCCGAAUUAAAGGUGAACCAGUCAACAAACCAGAAGGAGAUCGCGCAUCAUUGACAUCUAAGAAGAAAAGUAAAGGCAGGAAAGAACCAAAGCCUGCAAAGCCACAGGUAGCUGAAGAGGACAGUGAUGACAUGUUUAAGCCACCAAAGAUGGAUGACGAUGACUUCUCGCCGUUCGGAGGAAAAGGUGGCCUCUUCAGUGGAGGGAGAGGCCUCUUUGACGAUGAUGAUGAGGGUGAUCUUUUCUCUGAGGCACCAAAACCUACUGUGUCCCAAGAGAAAAAGGUGCAGAAUGAAGGAAUGAAAAGCACAGCUCAAACUGCAGAAUCUGACAAACCUGGAAAGAAGAUUCCACCGGGUGCCAUUUCAAUAUUCCCAGAUAACAGCCUGUUCAGCUCGGGGAAUGACUCUGAAUCGGUGGAGAGCAAGGAGAAUAGAACUUCAGCUCCUAAGACCAAUGCUGCCUCCAAACAGGUUCCUGCAGGAGCUGGUGUAGGUGGAGGUGGGCUAUUUGAUGAUGAGGACGAGGACGAUGACUUCUUCAGUGGUAAAAGCCUGAAUAAGUCUGAAUCUGGUAAGCGUGUGAGAACCUGGCACAGUGCUACUGUCCAAGUUUGGGUGGGAUGCUGCUUACCCUCAAACCACUGUGUGUUGGUUGUUGUUUUUUUUUUUUCCUUCUUUUUUUCAGCUGGACAGGAGAAACCCAAACCCAAGAAAGCUAUUGACCUUUUCGAUGAUGACGAUGAGGAUGGUGACAUAUUCAGUGCAAAGUACAGUGUGCCAACUCCAGCGCAGAGCAAGAAGGAGGGAGUGGAGGAGCAGGUUAAAUAUCCUGAGAAAAAGAAUGGGCCUGCUCCAGAUCCCGGGAAGGUGACUCAGAAAGCCCAGGCCAAAGGCCUCUUCUCUGAUGAUGAAGACACACCUGGAUUUCCAACCAUCCCCAAAAGCCAGUCUAAGCCUGAACCUACAAGCCAGGCCAAAACCAGCAAAGCGCCUUUGUCAUUAUUUGAUGACGAGGAAGAAGAGGAUCUGUUUGCAUCUGCAGCUAAAUCUAAACCUAAACCUAAACAGGCUAAAGCCUCCACACCGCAACCCAGUAAGGCUGUGUCCAGCUCCCUCUUCAGUGACGAUGAGGACCAGUGGAUGAGUUCUAAAAGUAGUGCUGUAAAACCAGAGGUUAGGACAGGUGGGAUGAAGUCCAGUGCUAGUGCCCCCUCCAAUCUCCCCAGUGCCAAAACGUCUCAAAAAAGCAGCCUCUUUGACGCUGAUGAUGAUGAUGAUGACCUGUUUGCGCCAACAAAAGAGUCGAGUCAGAAGAAGCCUCAGAGAGUUGCUCUCUUGUUUGAAGACGAGGGCGAUGAUGAUGAAGAAAAGGGAUCCCUUUUUGGCAUCAAACAAGCUGUCACCACAAACGCUGCCGCUCCAGCUGCUAAAACACCUGCUUUGGCCUCUCAGUCGUCCUCCCCGAUAGAAAAAUCCGAAGAGGUUGAGGUUUCUAGGACGGCAGGAGAGGACAAGCCUUCAGAGCAGGAGAAGCCAGUGGCAAAGAACCCUGAGCCGCUCACGUCAUCGCCAUCACCAGAGAGCAGUGAAAGUAAAAAGAAGUCUGCUGGAGCCAUCGGUCUUUUCGGAAGCAUCAACGCUCUUGCCAGCAAGAAGGCAAAGAGCCUGUUGGAUGAAGUUGACAAUGAUGAUGGCUUCCUCUCUAAGGAGAGCCCGCCACCAAAUGUUAAGAAGAAGGAGGAGAGGAGGGAAGAGAAAGUCAAAACAAACGCUGUUAGCCUAUUUGAUGAGGAGGAGGAGGAUGAAUCCGAUUGGAAUGAUCCCAUAUUCGCGCCCAGUAAACCCACAGCAAGAAACACACUAAAGUCUUUACAGCCUACAGAGGAGCGGCCACAAGCAAAGAGCACAGGUGUGUUCCAGGAUGAGGAGCUGCUGUUCAGUCAGAUGCAGCAGAAGGACAAUGACCCAGAUGUUGACCUCUUUGCCACCUCAGGAAAAGCUGCAAGCUCCAAGCCCAGCUCAGCAAAGUCAGCAGCACAAAGUCUGUUUGCAGAUGAGGAUGAGGAUGACCUCUUUAGCUCCAUCAAGCCAAAAGCUCCUCCUCCGAAAGUAGCAGAAAAACCCAGUAAACCUAAUGACAGAGCACCACUAGCAAGUCCAGAAUCUGUAUCAGAGAUUCAGAAACCUGCACCAAGCCCUGUAAAACCUAAAGAUUCCUCAUCAAAGAUUGGGAAACUUCAAGCCAACCUGAUGAUCAACCCCGCUGCGUUGCUCCCUGGUGCUGUGCCCAGUAUGCCAGGCGCUGUAAAUGUACUCCCUGGCAUGGGUCUUAGUUCCUCCUCUGGUGUGUCCAGUUCCAGCCAGAGCCCCAGCCCUGCCACAACUCCUGUAGGAGCCCAGACAAACAAGGAGGGAGGAGUGAGCUUUGACUCCCCAGUCCAGGUUACAACACUGCAGAGCGCACACAAGAGCCGUGCCAAAGGUUCUGUACAGCGGAGACCCCAGUCCAGAGCAGCGAGGCAGCAAGCAGCCCAAAGAUCUAUGGACAAUAAUGAAAAGACCUUGGGUGGACGUGUUCCUGGGCCAAACCCAAGUCUGUCUGGUUUAGCCUUACCUCCAGCAGACAAGUCCAGCCAGGCGUCUGCCAGUCCGACACUACCUAACUCCGCUGCGCCCACAGCCUUGAUCGCCUCCUUACCUUCUCAAUCUUCUCUCUCUGAAACCUCCCCCAAACCCUUUGUACUGACUCUGCCAGUAUCCACAAGCGCUGGAAAGAAAGACUCUAGUAAAGACAGCAGCAGUACCAAGGUGCUACCCCCUUCUGAUCAGGAUGACCUUUUUGGCUCUGACAGUCUGUUUGGGGCCACCUCAGUCACUAACACACCCUCCACCCGACAAACUACCAAGACUACACAACCUCAGGCCGGUAGCAAUGCAGGAUUGAAGAAAGACAAAGACAAAAGCACACUCCCGUCCAUUUUUGAUGACAACACUGAUGACCUUUUCCAAAAGGUCAAGCCAAGGUCAGCUACUAAGAAAACCAAGGCUUCGUCCUUCUUGGAAGAAGAUGAUGAUGAUGAGGACAUCUUUGGAGUGAGCAACAGCUCCACUCCCACAUCCACAAGUAGUAAAGAAAUCAGCAGUAGUUUUUCAAAGCAGGACAUCUUCCAGGAUGAAGUAGCCACUGUGCCUAAAGUUCACAAGAAGCACAAAGAGAAGACCAUUGAUGCCAGCUUGUUUGAUGACAACAUAGAUAUUUUUGCUGACCUGACGGACACUUUAAAGCCAAAACAGAAGUCCAAGACAAAGGGAGAGACCAAAUCAAUAUUUGAUGAUGACAUGGAUGACAUCUUCUCACCAAGCACAGUAAAACCAGUCACCAAGGCUCCCCAUAAAGCAAAGAAAACGCCACUGUCUCAGGAGACCAGUACAGCAGCGGAUUCAAGCAACAUAUUCGAUGAUCCAUUAAAUGCUCUUGGUGGGAAAUGAACAGUUGUUUCUGAGUAGCCAGAUUUGUGAAAUUGUGGAUUCAUUCUUUUGUCAUUUUGGAUCGCUGAAAGAUUGGAGAUCGGAUACACUGUUGAUAGAGUAUUUAUUCAUAUGAAUUCAUAUAAAUACUGUGGCUUGUUUUCGGCAGAUAAAGACUUAAAUGAAAAUGAUUUCAGUCAUCUUCCGACAGCACUUUCAGAUCAUCUCGGCAUCAGAUCAUAUUAUGUAACAGUUAUUAUGUACUGGUAAUCUUUAUUAUACAUGAUAGCACUUUAUAAGCAUACCAUAUGCUUUGCCUCAAAACCUGCCGAAAUUAACAGUAAAUUGUUUGUUUGUUUUGAAGAUGUUCAUCCUUAGGCUUUUCCAUGUUGAGAUUUCAUUUCUUUGGGUUUGUCACAUAUCAUUAUUAUGAGAAAUCAGUGUGUUUACUUUAACGUCUUAGGCAUUUUGACAAUGUUUUUAUUAAUAAGAAAUUCAUCAAUUUCUUAACUUUGCCUGUGAUUAAAAAGGAUAUUCAUUUUUAAUAACUAAAAAGAAACAUAUUUUAUGCUAUCUGAAA